Messenger RNA from Anguilla anguilla (European eel), 3391 nucleotides. It is a transcript of the gene zbtb2b, whose product is annotated as zinc finger and BTB domain containing 2b. The record is from RefSeq and is a predicted model, not a curated record. Gene Ontology annotation, cellular component: nucleus. The transcript is spliced from 3 exons. The coding region runs from base 1168 to 2703 and encodes 511 amino acids. Lineage: Eukaryota; Metazoa; Chordata; Actinopteri; Anguilliformes; Anguillidae. Gene Ontology annotation, biological process: regulation of transcription by RNA polymerase II. Gene Ontology annotation, molecular function: DNA-binding transcription factor activity, RNA polymerase II-specific; RNA polymerase II cis-regulatory region sequence-specific DNA binding; protein binding.
UCCGUGUUACUGUUGUUCUAUAUCCGUCAUAUUUAAAUGUAAUACGGCAUCAUAUGAAUUUCCAUGUAUUUCAGGUAAUGCGCCCGCUUAAACCAAUUGCAAGCAGUCUUUUUCUAAAAUUCUAAAUGUAUAUAAUGUCAUGUAUUUGUUUAUAUUGUUGCAGUUAUUUAUUUAUUUUGCGAGGCAAUUCUGAAGAAUUCGCAUUUAGUCCAGGACAGAUAUAUAGCCCGCUAGUUCUUCAGGCGCUUAAUAGUCGGCGAGGGUGCGCAGACAUGUCGCGAGCUAGCAGCGUUAGCUAUGUGUAAAUUUCGUAACCAACUAAUCUAAAGUAAGAACACGGGCAAAAACGCUUCAAAUACUACAAAGUAAAACUGUAUUAAGUCUCCGCUAGCUAGCUAAUUCAUUGGAAUGUUCGCAUUGGUUCACCGGUCUGAUAACAAUCAAAUUAAUUCAUUUUAAAAUUCAAAAUAUUUCCUAAAUAAAACAUUUAAAUGAUAAUAUAAUGGGCGACUACUGUGAAACUACUUAAAAUGUAAUUGAGGUACGUCACAGUAGACCCCUUUAAUAAUUCUAUUGAUUACUAUUAUGUAUUUCAGUGGCUAUUGGUAUUUCGCUGUCCAGAUAGUCACAGUAGUUUGUUUACAACUUGCGUGCUUGCUAUAUAACUAGCGAGUAACAACCAAUGCAAAUGCAACGGCGAGCUAGCAAACGUUAGCUACAAAGACCCCUAAUACGUUAUCGGUUUGUGGGGGGUUGGUGGGCAAAUGACCUACGGCUGCUUUCUUUCUAAAUCGGUUUAUAUUUUUACAAACCAAAAGAUUAAAUAAAUUAACAUACAGUGCUCGCCCACUGUGAUAGUAACCCUUUUGCUUACUGUAAACACAGGCUAGAUAACAAUUCUGCUUCACGGUGACACACUGCGCUCCAGUAUGCGCGGGGAGGAAUUAGCCAAAUGUCCCCAACGCUGGGCUUUACAACUGCUGUUUUUUAAGUGCUUUUAGACAGUCAUGUGAUUGUAACGUAACCCGACCGGAAAACACCGACGACCAUCGCCGCCAAUGCUGCGUUUUAGAGGAACAGAGCAGCUGCGAGCCCAACGGACAAGUCCCCGGUAACAAACAACACAACAAACUCCACAAAAUCGCGAGGAGCACGAAAGGCGGAAGAAUGGAGCUGUCCAACCAUGGCCUUAUCCUCCUGCAGCAGCUCAACGCUCAGAGGGAGUUCGGGUUCCUGUGCGAUUGCACGGUGGCCAUCGGGGACGUCUUCUUCAAGGCGCACAAGGCCGUCCUCGCCGCCUUCUCCAACUACUUCAGAAUGCUCUUCAUACACCAGGACAGCGACUGCGUGCGACUGAAACCGGGGGACAUCCAGCCGGACAUCUUCAGCUACCUCCUGAACCUGAUGUACACGGGCAAGCUGGCCCCCCAGCUCAUCGACCCGCUGCGCCUGGAGCAGGGCGUCAAGUUCCUGCACGCCUACCCCCUGCUGCAGGAGGCCAGCCUGGCCACCCAGGCCUCCUUCUCGCACCCGGAGCAGAGCCUCCCGCUGUCCACCUCCCUGUACGGCAUCCAGAUCGCCGACCAGCAGGGGGCGACCUCCACCACCGCCACCGCCACCACCACCACGGCGGCCAUUAGCCGGCUGUCGGGCCGCCGGCAGCCGUCCCCGUCCUUCGACCUGUCGGACGGCAAGUUCGGGGUCGGCUCCAGCGCCACCGGCGAGCCCAAACCGGCGCAGUCGCUCUUCGAGGCCGAGCCCUCCACCAGCGGCUUCCCGCUGGCCGGGGAGGAGCCCGGCCCCGGCCCCGGCCCGGACGCGCCCGGGGACGACCCGCCGGCCGCCACCACCAUCCUGCACGUCAAGCCCAGCAUCAUGAAGCGGAACUCGUCCUUCCGCAAGCACUACACCUGCCACAUGUGCGGCAGCCGCUUCGGCCAGCGCGGCGCGCUCCGCGAGCACCUGCUCCACCACGCCCAGGCCCUGCUGCCCGAGGCCGGCCUGGGCGUCACGCCCAUGGAGACGGGCCCCGCCCCCGAGACCUCGGUAACCGCGGCGACCGUGACGACCAUGACGACGGAGGAGCAGCCCCCCUCGCACGUGGUCAUGGCCGACCCGGCCAGCGACGGCGAGCAGCAGGCCGCCACCGACUCGCCGCGGGCGGACGGGCCGCAGUCCCAGGCGGAGACGCCGCCGCCGUCCGACAUCGCCGACAUCGACAACCUGGAGACGGCCGACCUGGAGCGCGAGGUGAAGCGGCGCAAGUACGAGUGCUCCACCUGCGGCCGCAAGUUCAUCCAGAAGAGCCACUGGCGCGAGCACAUGUACAUCCACACGGGCAAGCCCUUCAAGUGCAGCGCCUGCGGCAAGAGCUUCUGCCGCGCCAACCAGGCCGCCCGCCACGUCUGCCUCAACCAGAGCGCCGAGUCCUACACCAUGGUGGACAAGCAGAGCAUGGAGCUGUGCUCCAGCGAGGACAGCUCGCAGAUGGAGGCGCUGUUCCUGGCCUCCGGCCGGCCGUACAAGUGCAACGUGUGCGAGAUGACCUUCUCCAGCCCCAACGAGGUCAUCAAGCACCUGUGCUUCGCCCAGGCCGCCGCCCUGCAGGGCGACGAGCUGCCCAAGGACGAGGGGUCCAGGGACUCCUCCAGCGCCGGGCCCCUGCUCACGUCCAUUAAGACUGAGGAGAUCCUAGUCGAAUAGCAGCCGCCAACUCGUGUACUUUUUAGUUUUUUUUUGUUUUUGUUUUUUUUGUACUUUUUAAAUUAUGGUCAGUAGAUAUUCUAAGGAUUUAGUGAAAAUUUUUCGUAUUGAAAAGGAAAAAAAACAAAAAAAAAACAAAACUUUUUUUUUUUUCCUGGUUUUUCUGUCUUCACAGUUUAAUUUGCCCUCAGGAACUGGAAUAGGGAUUUUAGCGCAAGGCUCACGUGAAUUGAACUCUUCCUCCUCGUCGGACAAAAAAACGUCCCUCGUCAAACGUUUUUGACCGGUCGGAUAUCAGUGUGUGUGUGUGUGUGUGUGUGUGUGAACCAUACAUGUUACUGCAUAUCUCGUGACCUCCCAACUUUUUUGGCUGACUGGUGAGUGACCUGGGUGACCAGUUACCGGUGCGAUGCUGAGUGUUGUGAAGGCAGAGUGUGUUUGACUCCUCAUAGCGUAUUCCAUAGCUGAGUGUGUAAAUGAGUACAUGGAGUAAGUCAUCGCCCUGCAUUAUGUGGAACUGCUCUGGCUGUCGGUCCGUAGGCUGACGUGUGGCCUGUGUGGCCUAUAUGUGGACUUGUUUACUUUCAGUAUCAGGGUUUACACACACACACACACACGAGCGCACACACACAUGCGCAAACACACGCGCGCACACACACACGUACGCACACACACAGACAGAAACACA